GCGUACUUCCGGUCGAGAGUCCCUCCUCUUCCGGCUGUAAACACAUCGCUUGGGUGCUGCUGUGUCUGACAGUUAUAAAUAAUUAAAAACAACUUAUUUAUAUAUAAUUUUUUUUAAUAACAUUUCUCCACAUAGUUUAUCGAUAAGAAUGAAGAAGUUUUUCGACGACAUCAAGAAGGACAUCAAAUUCAAGUCGGCAGGACCAGGAAAGAAACUCACAGAUGACGGAAGGAGCUCUAAACCUCAAGUCCCAAAGGUUGCUCACGGGACGCCCAGAAAAGCGCCCACUGAGGGUGCAGAGAGGGCAGGGGCCGCGGCCCUUGCCAGGAUUGAGCAUCAGCACCGGCCCGUGUUGAAGACGUCUCAGGAUGCCAUACGGAAUCAGGUGAAGCGAGAACUUGAAGCAGAGGCAGCUGCCAGCCUGAAGAACACCGAGGUCGAGGGCUCCGGUGUUCCACAGAAGGAUCCGUCUUGUUUCUCAGUGUCUGGAGUUUUCUUCAUCUGUCCUCUCACUGGAAAAACCUUAACAAAGACCGAGAGAGAGAUGCACAUCAAGGAGGCCAUUCUUAUGAGGUUCUCCGAGGAUGCGAUAGAGGCCUCCAUUAUGAUGAUUCACACCUUUAACAAAGACAAAGAGAAAGUAAAGGCCGCCGUCGACAUCAUUAGCAAGUACGUCGAAAACAUCUGUAAGAAUCCGACUGAGGAAAAGUACAGGAAGAUCAAACUUAGCAAUAAAGUGUUUCAGGAGAAGGUCAGUGGGAUUGAAGGAUCUCGGGAGUAUCUUCAGGCCUUGGGAUUUGAGAGCACCUCGCUGCAGGUAGACGGCGAAGACAGGACUGAGGAGUUCCUGGUGCUGCCGGCGCAGGAGGCCGAGGCUCUGGAGCAGAUGAAGGUUCAUUUGGAGCGGCUGCAGAAGGGCGAGCCGGUCCGGGCCAAGCUGGACCGUCGGACGCAGGUCUUCAGACCCUCAAAGCACGCCACACACUUCGAGCUCCCCCUAGACUUCUACAAUCUGACUGCGGAGGAACUGAAAAGAGAACAGCAGCUGAAGAGCGAAGUCGUGGAGAGAAACACGAUGCUGCGAACGAAAGCCAUGCGGGAAAAAGAUGAGCAGAGGGAGAGAAGAAAGUACAACUACACGCUUCUGAGAGUGCGCUUACCUGAUGAAAAUAUACUCCAGGGCACUUUCCUGGCGUGGGAGAGGGUGUCAGCGUUGUACCAGUUUGUGCGUGAGUCUCUGGAGAACGGCUGGCAGCCCUUUGAGCUGAUGGCACCUGGAGGACAAAAACUGAAGGAUGAUGAGGAAUUGGCUCUGAAUGAGUGCAACCUGAUCCCAGCAGCUCUGCUGACCUUCUCGUGGGACGCCGCAGUGCAGGCAGACAUCGCUGCAGCCGGAGGAAAGACUGCUGUUCUGCUUAAAGCAGCACUGUUAGAGAACAUCAAGACCCUGAGCUGAACGUUUAGUCUUGCAGUGUCUCCCUGCUGUCCCCGACCUAGUCCACCACUACCACAACCCACACGGUUUCCCAGGAUGAGCCCGAUACAUUGAGUGUGUCCAUGUGCUAGGUAGAUUUAUAUGGUGCUAAACACAGGAGGUGUUACUGUCAGAGAUGUUAUGAGGAGCGUUAGCACCUUAUGGGCCAAUUUCCAAGCAGUCUGUUCUAAUCUAAUGCAUUGUUGCUUGAGGUAACAUGACCAGUCAUCAUAUGAUGAUGGAAGAUGCUCGGUUCGAUUGGAAAUGGUCUUUAAAAUAGAUCUCUUGUCGUUUAAAGCACUUUUUUUUUAGCUCCUGCUGAGAGAGUUAUGUUAAUGUACCAUAAAAUCUCAUUGUGUCAACAGAAGUUUGAAAUUGAUCUAACAUGAGCUCUACCAAGGUCUGAUUGUCUUUUCGUUUUAUUUUCUGCUUAACAUAAAUGAAACUACGCAUGAAUGUUAUAAUCCAACUUAAAUUAGACAAAAAGCUCUGGUCUCCAACAAUCUACCUCCUAAUGCAGAUAAAUGUCCACUCGUUUCAUUUGUCAACAUGUCAGCUAAUUGACUUGUAUAAUAAAGCCUAAAGUAUAAAGUG
Molecule: messenger RNA, 2068 nt
Organism: Carassius auratus (goldfish)
Lineage: Eukaryota; Metazoa; Chordata; Actinopteri; Cypriniformes; Cyprinidae
Gene: ubxn6
Product: UBX domain protein 6
Exons: 11
Coding region: 149-1456 (435 amino acids)
Cellular component (GO): cytoplasm
Molecular function (GO): protein binding
Source: RefSeq, a predicted model, not a curated record